AUGUGGUCCUUGGCACAUCUUAGGCAUUUGGGUGGUGCAGUGCAGUAUGACUGCGCAUGCCCGUACUUUUGGCAGCGGUGGCACUGCAAUGAGUCUGGAGUUCUUCCGAACCUCAACUCGAAUGGCCAGUCCCAGCAGUUCGUGUUCAUUGAAUACUUGCUGGGACUUUUCACUCGUGGGCAGACUCACGACCACCAAAGCCAUGGGCGCGCCGCCACUGCGCCUCAAUCGAAUAACAUGGAGAGGGCUAGAUCUCCUCUGCUUAAGUUCUUCCUUAAUCUCAGAAUCCGAAAAGUUGCCGGGAACUCCCCGAACCAUAGCGUGGAUGUUCCGUUCCGAAGGGAGAGGAAAAGUGUGAUGGGGCACUUCUUCCUCUCGGAACAGUCGAACGAUCUUACGAUAGUCUUCCUCAGAUAUAGGCUGUUGUUUGCUCAGAGAUUGGACAAGAUGCCAAAGCAAAAGCAAAGGAAAUCCAGAAAACGAAGUAGAAGAGAACCUUCCUCGUCUUCAACAACCAGUAGUUCUUCCGGCAGUUCUAGCAAUAGUAAUGGGCAUAAACAUAAGAGAUCCAGGUGUAAGUCAAGGGAAACCGUGAGUAGCGAACAUUAUUCUACUUUUACGAGGGCCGAUCAGGGAAUACAUAUUUCGAUGAACGCAUUAUCUAAGCAGUCGAUAAUUCCAAGAAUUGCUAGAUGGGUCUUGUCCUUACAAGAGUUUUCUUUUACCAUUCACCAUAAAGCAGGUACUCAGAUGCAACAUGUAGACGCACUUAGCCGAAACUUUAAUGAAUCUCAAAACAAAGCACAAGUCCUACUCAUCCAAGAAGAUGACUAUCUCAGGGAAGCACAGGAUCAAGAUGAAUCCAUAGUGGAAAUUAAAAAUAUUCUUUUAAGUGGGGAUGUUCAGAGUCACAAAGAUGUUUUUAAUAAUUACGAUUUAAGGGGGAACAAAGUCUAUAAGUUAACACCUUAUGGGAGAAGAUGGGUAGUCCCAAAGAAGUGUAGAUGGCAAAUCGUCAAAGCAAACCAUGACGAUAUAGGUCAUUUUGCGGUUGAUAAAACGUUAGAGAAAAUUAAGCAACGGUAUUGGUUUCCCAGAAUGAGGCAUUUCAUAACAAAAUACAUAAAUGCAUGUUUACCUUGUUUAUAUCAUAAAGAUAAAGGGGGCAAAAGACCCGGGUACCUUCACUCCAUCCCAAAGUAUGCUAGACCACACCACACACUACAUAUAGAUCAUUUAGGACCUUUUGUGAACACAAAACAGGGAAACAAGUAUUUAAUAGUUGUUGUUGAUGGCUUUUCGAAAUUUGUGUAUUUAAAAGCAGUUCCUGAUACAUCUGCAAAAUACGUAAUUCAAAUGUUAACUGAAAUGUUCGCGAUGCUCGGUAACCCAAGACGACUCAUCACGGAUCUUGGAUCUGCGUUUACUUCAAAGGUCUUCGAGGAAUUUGUUGCUGCAAGAGGGAUACGGUUAUUUACAACAGCUGUUGGUCUCCCAAGAGGCAAUGGUCAAUGUGAGCGGACGAACAGAACAGUUCUAGACGCUUUAGCAACAUCUGGUUCGCAAACAAGUGAAGACAAUUGGGAUACUAAUCUUUCACAUAUACAACAAGGACUGAAUAGUACUAGACACCGUAUUACACAAAACACGCCCGCAGAAGUAAUGUUUGGUUUCCAACUACGGACUGAUAGUGACAAAUACCCUGAUGACGAUAUGGAAACAACUCUAGAUGUUACAAAAAUCCGAAAAGAGACAGCCAAACGUCUGGAACACAAUAGAAUCGAACAAGAUUUAAAAUUUAACACUAAACGUUCUCUACCUAGGUUGUACCAGGUGGGAGAUGUGGUAUUAACUAAAGUAACCAGCUUUUCAGCGAAUGAAGACAGUAAAAAGUUACGUCCUAAGUUUGGAGGACCAUUCAAGAUAGUUGAGGUUCUACCCAAUGACAGGUAUAGAGUGCAAGAAGAUCGUUUCACACAGAGGUCAAGGCGACCAUAUCAAGCUGUGACGUUCGGGACGAACGUGACGUCAGGAUGGCCGUGCAGUCCCACUCUAUGUCUGUCGCUGCUGACCGGCAGAUCGACGGUGGCUGGGGAAAGAUGACACGACGCUAAGACGCCAAUGCUCUAAAAACCGAUUCAACGCAGCGCAAUAAGACGUUAUAUUUGUUUGUUACUUAAGAUUGUUGGAAUAUAUAUUUAUUACUGCAAGUAGUAUUGAUCGACUAGCGG
Messenger RNA from Acanthoscelides obtectus, 2231 nucleotides. NCBI's taxonomy places the organism in Eukaryota, Metazoa, Arthropoda, Insecta, Coleoptera, Chrysomelidae. The record is from the annotation of a GenBank genome assembly.